AUGAUCCAUAAACAAGUAGAGGUUUACGUUGAUGACAUGAUUGUUAAAGCCAAAGAGCGAGAGGGACACUUACCUGCACUCAGGAAGUUCUCCGAAAGGAUCAGAAAGUACAAAAUUUGCCUCAACCCGGCCAAAUGCACAUUCGGGGUCACGGCUGGAAAAAUGCUCGGAUUCAUGAUUACCACUCGGGGUAUCGAGGUUGACUCUUCAAAGAUUAAGGCUAUUCUAGAAAUGGAGCCACCACGGUCCGAAAAGGAUGUAAGGAGCUUCCUUGGCAAGGUGCAGUUUAUCAGUUGGUUCAUUGCUAAACUAACUUCAACUUGUGAACCAAUCUUUCAUUUGCUUAAGAAAGGUGUGCCAUUCAAAUGGGACGAUAAGUGUCAGAAGGCCUUCGAAGCAAUCCGAGCUUAUCUACAAAAUCCACCAGUGUUAAUUCCCCCCGUAUCAGGAAAACCUUUGAUCCUAUAUCUGUCAGUCACUCUAUUCUCCAUGGGAUGUAUGUUGGCACAGGAAGGAGACGAUGGGGUUGAAAGAGCUGUGUACUAUCUGAGCAAGAAGAUGGUCGGAUGUGAAGAGCGUUAUACUCCAUUGGAGAAGACGUGUUGGGCGCUUGUCUGGGUUUCCAAGAAAUUGAGACAUUACAUGCUAACCUAUCCAGUUAGUCUAGUUUCUCGAAUGGAUCCCCUCAAGUACCUGUUCGAGAAACCGGCCCUUACGGGAAAGAUGGCACGAUGGCUACUGAUGUUGUCAGAAUUUGAAUUAAAGUAUGUCACCAGGAAGUCCAUAAAGGAAAGAGUUGUUGCUGACUUCUUAGCAGACUACCCAAUUGAAGGAGGUGAAGAUGCUGAGUUCAAGUUGCCUGUCGAAGACGUAAUGACUCUUGUUGAAGAUGUUUGGAAGUUGUAUUUCGAUGGGCUGCUAAUCAGAAACGAGUACGAGGCUUGCAUUGUAGGUAUGGAAGCAGCAAUUGAAAUUGGUAUAGAGAAAUUGGAGGUCGUAGGAGAUUCCAACCUGGUAACUUUUACUCGUGUGCUGAGACUCAAGAAUCAGUUUGCAGACGCCUUGGCCACAUUGGCAUCCAUGGUUGAAAUUCUCAUUGGUGUGAAGCUACGGCCGAUUGUAAUCGAACAAAGGGAUACACUGGUAUAUCAACAUGUCAUGGUCGUUGACGAGCCCGAUGAUGGUCACCGUUGGUAUUACUACAUUUGGAGAUUCGUGGAAAGAGGAGAAUACCCCACUGAAGCAAGCAAGAAAGAUAAGAUCGCCCUCAAGAGGAUGGCGGCUCAAUACAUCAUCUGCGGUGGAAUUCUAUAUUGGAGGUCAUAUUGCGGCAUGCACAAGUUAUGCAUCCAUGGUGCAGAAGCAAGAAGGGUAAUGAAGGAGAUUCAUGAAGGCGUGUGUGGCCCUCGCAUGAAGAGCAUGAUGCUUGCCAAGAAGAUCCUCAGGCAGGGGUAUUUCUGGUCCACCAUGGAGACAAAAUAUGUGGAAUACGUGUGGCGAUGUCACAAAUGCCAGAUCCAUGCCAACCUUACGCAUGUCCCGCCCUCCAAACUACAUCAAAUGACCUCGCCAUGGCCUUUCUUGGUGUGGGGAAUCGAUGUCAUCAGGAGAAUUGUGCUGGCAGCUUCUAAUGGCCAUAAAUUCAUCUUAGUGGCCGUUGAUUACUUCACAAAAUGGGUAGAAGCUGCUUCUUAUGCCACUUUAACUGCAAUACAAGUCGCUCACUUUAUCAAGCAAAAUGUCAUUGUAGGUGGAUAA
Rhododendron vialii is the source of this 1758-nucleotide messenger RNA. RefSeq lists its product as uncharacterized. The record is from RefSeq and is a predicted model, not a curated record. NCBI's taxonomy places the organism in Eukaryota, Viridiplantae, Streptophyta, Magnoliopsida, Ericales, Ericaceae. The coding region runs from base 1 to 1758 and encodes 585 amino acids. Gene Ontology annotation, molecular function: nucleic acid binding. The transcript is spliced from 3 exons.